Suillus discolor is the source of this 636-nucleotide messenger RNA. RefSeq lists its product as uncharacterized. Lineage: Eukaryota; Fungi; Basidiomycota; Agaricomycetes; Boletales; Suillaceae. The transcript has 3 exons. The annotation marks the transcript as partial. The record is from RefSeq and is a predicted model, not a curated record.
AUGUCUUCCAACAUUAGUCCUGCUGCUGCCACCACUGCCAACCAGGCACUCAUUGCCCUUCUUGGCAGGUUGAAUGAGAUGGUUGAAGAGGUUCUCCGGUCCCGAAUGAUGCCAUUCACUCCUACCGGACGACGGCUACCUACAUCUCCCUUCGCCUACUCUCUAUGGCAGCUGAGAUUCAUAGAGCUCAGAGGGGUGCCACGCGAUUGGUGCAAGUACCCGGAUUGGACUCGCGUUGGCAACAAUGAGGACAUUUGCCGAGGACAUCCAUUAUACCCCAAGACAUUGGGUCCUCCUCCCACUCAUACAACCCCUACCUCCGCACCAGCACUUCCAUCUGGCCCUCCACCGGCCCCGGUACUACCGGCUCCCAGCACAAUCCGCAUUCCUGGCAAUGCAACAUCUGGUGCCAUCGCAGGCCCAUCAAAACCAUGUCAAGAGGGCCAGAAGGCUAUCCCCAAGUCGAAGCCACUGUUGACAGACACCGACACUGAUGGCGAUACAGUUCACAUCAGCAAAGAUAAGCCCAAGGCGAAGGGAAAAGGAAAGGCGAAGGCGAAGGCAAGGGCAGCAUCACCGGAUAGCGAAAUCCGGCAAAUGACGAUGGAAGAUGGCGAUCAUGAUCAGGAAGUCAUU